UAUAUGUAUUUCUAUAUGCAUCAGCUGUUUUUUAUAUCAUAGUCGAAAAUCGAACUAUUUAUUAAUUUUUAAUUAAAUAUUGCUCAAAAAUGGCUCUAAGAAGAGCUUUUCUUAGGAUAGGAAAUAUUCAACGAUCGACUUGUAGGAGUCUUUGUACAAGUCAAACGCUGUGUACUCAGACUGCUCCAAAAGAAGAAAAAUAUGAGAAAAAACAAACACACUUUGGUUUCGAAACUGUUGACGAGGAGGAAAAAACUAAGAAAGUUCACCAAGUAUUCGAGACAGUGGCUGACAAGUACGAUCUGAUGAAUGAUGUGAUGUCUCUGGGGAUCCACCGAGUCUGGAAGGACAUUUUCAUGCAGAGGCUGGCUCCCACACCAGGAACCAAGUUGCUUGAUAUGGCUGGUGGCACAGGUGACAUAUCAUUCAGAUACAUCAACUACUUGAGAAACUUGGGUCCAAGUGCAGCUGACAAGCCGAGCAGUGUGACAGUGAGUGAUAUCAACCAGGCCAUGCUGGAUGUGGGGAAGGUCAGAGCAGAAAGACAAGGCUACGCCAACGACCCCCUGGUGGCUGUGGACUGGCUGUGCGCGGACGCAGAGCAGCUGCCUCUGCCUGAUGAGUGCUACACAGCUUACACCAUAGCUUUUGGCAUUCGGAAUUGCACGCAUGUGGAUAAGGUGUUAGAAGAAGCGUACCGCGUGCUGCAGCCGGGCGGCCGCUUCCUCUGCCUCGAGUUCAGCCAGCUGCCCAACUCGCAGUUGCAGUGGAUGUACGACCAAUAUUCGUUCCAAGUGAUCCCGGUGCUGGGGCAGCUGGUGGCGGGCCAGUGGAAGCCUUACCAGUACCUCGUCGAGAGCAUCCGGCAGUUCCCUGACCAGGAAACCUUCAAAUCGAUGAUCGAGAAUGCAGGCUUCAGACACGUCACAUACGAAAAUUUAACAUUCGGCGUGUGCUCCAUACAUUCAGGAUUUAAGAUAUAAGAUUGAAUAGAUAGUAAUUGUUAGGUGUUCUUGUUAAUUGAUGCGUUAUUUAUCUCAUAAAAACUUUAGAAUA
Messenger RNA from Zerene cesonia (dogface butterfly), 1056 nucleotides. It is a transcript of the gene Coq5, whose product is annotated as 2-methoxy-6-polyprenyl-1,4-benzoquinol methylase, mitochondrial. The transcript is spliced from 7 exons. Bases 90 to 983 code for a protein of 297 amino acids. Lineage: Eukaryota; Metazoa; Arthropoda; Insecta; Lepidoptera; Pieridae. The record is from RefSeq and is a predicted model, not a curated record. Gene Ontology annotation, biological process: ubiquinone biosynthetic process. Gene Ontology annotation, molecular function: methyltransferase activity.